Molecule: messenger RNA, 1950 nt
Organism: Symbiodinium sp. CCMP2592
Lineage: Eukaryota; Dinophyceae; Suessiales; Symbiodiniaceae
Source: the annotation of a GenBank genome assembly
AUGCAUUUGCCCUCGCGCAUCGACGUCGCUUCAAGUCAUCAAGCAUCCUCACCGGCGUCGCAUGAUGGCAUCAUCCGUGUGGGCUCCAUCGUGCAGGUAUUGCCAGGACGCCAAUUCCCUUCCUUCUCUGCCGGAGACGUCGGAGUUGUGAAACGCGUGGAUGACGAGGCUCGGACCUGCGACGUGGUCUUUGAUCAUGGUGCCGGUCCGCUGACGGUCGCCAUGCGCCAUCUGAAGCUCAGCCAGGCCCAGGACUUCGCAACGCCAAAUGGGCUAAGUGAGAGCCUGGCAAGGAUGGAUCAAAUCUUGCAGCCGGGCUUGCACAGUCCGAAGGCCUCCAGGCACUCGCCGGCCGACCUCGAGGCACAACUGGCAUCGCAGCAGCACGCCCUGAACUCCAUGGAGGCUCGGCUCGUGGCAUGCGAGGCUGCCUUGAGCGUCGAAGAUUCACGGGGGAAGCCCGCUGGAAGACUGGUUGCUGCUCGGGUUGCUGCUCUGGAAGGAGCCCAUCAAGCUGAAGUCAACGAGCUGAGACGCGCACUGAACGAAGUAGCCGGCCUUUCGCGUGAGCAAGACAAUGUUCAUCGAAAACAUCGCAGCACUGGAAGAGAGCUUGAGCAAUUAUUCCAGAGCCUCGAGCAACGUUGCCAAAGCUUGCAGGAUAGUGCUCGAAGGUUGGAGACCGAGAUAUCUGGUUUGACUGCAUCGAUGAGUGGCCAUGAACGGCGAGCCGCCAAACUUCAAGAUGUGGUGGCAUCCUCCAACGCAGGCUUGUCAGAAUUGGCAGCUUUACUGGAGGGCCAAGAGCGGCGAACAGUCGAUCUAGCUCAGGCUCUCAGCACUGCCAGGAAGGAUCUUGCCGACCUGGCGGAUCGCUUCGAGGCUUCAAGACGGUCUGAGCGUCGUGACCGUGAGCGUGAGCUGAAGAGUCCGGGCUCGACAAGGGCGCUGGAGGGGCAGGAUGCCGAUGCCAUUUGGAAGGCUCUGCGGGAGCUUCAGGAGCUCGUCGUGCAUGAAUCUGAGCACCGCGCAGCUGGCUUGCGAGAGGUGCUGGGAGUGAUUGGGAAAGAUGCUGAGCAGCUACGGAACGACCAGACGCGACACGAGGCCGAGAUCGAGGGCCGCUGCAAAGCAGAUGCCCUCAAAAUCAAGCACCACAUUGCCGAAUCGCAGGCUCGCAUAUCCGAGUAUGAGAAGCAGACGAAUCGCGUGGACAAGCGAUUGGAUGCACUUUCUCAAGCCUUGUCUGCAGAGCGCAAUGCAAGGAUCGAGGCUUUCGUGUGGCUGGAGGAGCAGGUUAGAGAUGUGCAGCCUUCCGUGACAAAAGGAUCUUCGGCCCCAUCUGGAGUGGUUCCGGACAGCCCUUUGGCAAGGAAUGAUUCGCCCUCGAGGGAGGAGGCGCCGACCCGCGUAUCGCUGAAGCGGCUUCAGGCACUGGAGGCGAAGUUUGAGAAGAAGUCUCAGGCGGUGUACCAGAGCGAACAGCGCCCAACGUCAACAACGACGGAGGAGACUUUAGAGAAGCUUCGUGGACAGCUUGAUGGUCUGCGAGCGGAGCUCAAAGUUGCAGGUGUUCGGCCAGAGGCGACUGCAACCUAUGUUCUGUCUCCCAGGUCUUUGCGUGCUGCAGAGGUCCGAACUGUGUCGCCGACGAGGCUUAUGCAGGCUACCCAGCUGCCGCCCCGCGUAGUUUACUCGUACCAGACUGUCGCUGCUCCAGCCGCACCUCAGGCUUCUGGUUUCGCAGAGCCAACAGCCACUGUCGGCAUCGACUUGAACAAGGAUGGCAAAGCUGACAUUCCUGCUCCCGCAACUGACCUCAACGAUGAGAGUUACUUGCAAGCAGAGGCUGUUUUUCGGGGGAAGCAACCCAACAGCCCAAGGGUGACUCUUUGUACAGGCCCUGCAAAGGGCUAUGUUCGACCGACUGAGUUCACAACGUUUGGGUGA